AUGACAUAAGAAUCAUCUUUUAAAUCGCGAAAUAAAGUUUUGGCAGGUGAGGUUAUGUUCAUUCUAGCACUGCGAGCAGAAUGCGAGAAAGGCGCUAGACUAAAAAAGUGUUUCAAAUGCUCUCAGCGCCACUACAGCGCAAUGGAACGCGAGAGUGGCACCAUGCUAGCGCCACCAAAUUUUUCUACUAGGGCUUGGAAAGAUACUGACGUAGAGUACAUCUCCUUAAAGACAUAACUUAUCUAAGUUUACCAUUUUCUUCCGGAAAACCAAUCCAACUAUUUUAUCCAACCUCUUUUUCCACUACCUUAAAAAUAUUUUCCCAAAAAUCUUAGUGGGGACAAAACAUUAAAAACAGUAACUCCAAGAGCAUAGACAUGCAUUCAUUCAUUCAUAAUUGAGUCUUCAACUUGAAAAAAAGAAGUCUUAUUUCAUUUUAUUCAGUCAUUGACUUGAAAAAUAAGUAGUUCAGUUCGUGUUUAAAAUUUCGUUAGUUUCCAAGUUCAUUUUUUUUAAAUAUACUUCAGUCCAGUAUACACACAGAAAAAUUCAAAUCUUUCAAUUCAGUUCAUACUUUUAAGUUCAAAUUAAAAAAUUACACUUAGUCCUUCAACUAAUCGCUUCAAGCCAAAUUCACCUCAACAAUAGAUAUUAUUCCACGUUCGAGAAACAGUUUUAAAGAGAUUUCGACUGCUAAAUAAAAAAUCAAAGAUAUAACGUGCUACUUAGUGUAGUUACAUUCAUGAUGACUGAAGAAGAUCGGCUUCACUUCUGGAAUGCGAAAAUAACUGAAACGCAGCAUGCUCAGCACUCCGGCUGGUUGGUGACUGGAUACAGUGUCCAAGAUGUCGAAGAUCAAUGCAUCGGUAAAGAAUUUGACUAUGAGCAACUCAAAACUGAUUUCAAAACGUUUUGUACGGAUUUUGAGAAGAUACCGACUACAAAGGAGACAUAUAUGCAGCAGUAUUUAUUUGCUUCGAAGGUGCUGUUUGAUAUCGGUCCAUAUUCAAGACAGUUAAAAAGGAAUAACCCUGAAAAUAAUUGGAGGUUUAAAUUUAAUUGCCAUCCAGUGGUUAAGAAUGACGAUGAUGAACAAUGGGUAGUAUUGUCUGCACAAGCAGCAAGUUUUGAUGUUGAAAACCUCAACAAGGAAGAUGCAAUAAAAUAUCAAACAAUUGCUAGCGAUUUGAGAAGAAGAGAGGAAUUUCUCAAUAAUGAAGCCAUGAAGAUGAAGACCAUAAAGACAGUAAAUGUUUCAACCCACAAGAACUCAACUUAUAACCAUAAGGUUACAAAACAGAACAUGGACUUGUCAGUCAACCAAGCUUCAUUACUUGCUCUGAGUGCAAUUGCAACACUUUCAGAAUUUCUGGAUGAUAAGAAAUUGAUUAGGACACCACUCUCUAAGGCUAUAUUCCCUGAUGAAGGCAUAGAUGACAUAGCUGACAUCUUAAAUACCGACCGUAAAGAAACAGUUCAGGUCCUGAAUGAGAGUUGUGAGAGUAUAGGUCAUUAUCUUGACAAAUCAAAUGGAUCCGUGGCUGUUGUUGCUGCCCUUACCUUAACAAAGAAUACAAAAGAGCAACUGAGAAAUAAUAUUGUCACCAAGGUAGUGAAACAAUACCUGAAAGUCGGAAAAAGUAUCGAAAGAGAAUUGAUCAGGAAACUUGCAGGACUGGCUACAGGUGGUGUAGCUCUUGAAAUGUUAAUGUCUAAAGAUAUUCGAUGAUGCACAGAUCUCAAAGAACAGUGGUCUGUCUGAAGCUGGCGGAGCAAUCG
Molecule: messenger RNA, 1779 nt
Organism: Leptopilina heterotoma
Lineage: Eukaryota; Metazoa; Arthropoda; Insecta; Hymenoptera; Figitidae
Exons: 2
Coding region: 743-1729 (328 amino acids)
Source: RefSeq, a predicted model, not a curated record